ACUGGGAGUAGUUCAGUUGGUUUGAGCAUAAUGCGACUGCAGGGUACAGCGUCAAUUCCAUCGACAUCAUCACUUUUGAUCGGCCGCGGCGUUUCGACUUCAGCUGAGUAUCUUUUCCGGCUCCGACCUUCGUAUACAUCACAACUUCAUUGACCUCGCAACUCCACCGGAUCGUUUCAGCCUCUCUAUCGGUGACUGGUAGACUUCCCAGGCACCUCGCCUGCCCAACGAGGAUACUCCAAUAAUCGCCUGCUUCUGUCGCAACUCUUCAGGCACGCGACAACCUUGUCGCCAUUCCGCACAGCAUGUCCGUUCCCGGCAACCUAAGCUCAGCACCGCCACCAUCUUCAUUCGACGAGAACAGUGAUUUCUAUGAAGAGUCAAGAUGGGCUAAAUUGAAGCGAAAGCUAUUCGAGGAGCCGUUAAUCCCACUGGGUUGCGCAUUGACAUGUUGGGCACUAUAUGAAGCAACCAAGUCAAUGAAAUCAGGCGACAAGUACAAGACGAAUCGCAUGUUCCGUCGCCGUAUCUACGCACAAGGAUUCACCAUUCUGGCAAUGGUGGCAGGUUCAGCGUAUUGGGAAGGCGAUCGCAUCAAGCGAAAGCAAUUUGACGGCAUCGUCGAGGAGAAGAAAAAGAAGGAGCAGCACGAGGCAUGGUUGAAGGAGUUGGAGAUUCGAGAGGAGGAAGAGCAAGAGCUUCGGGCAGUGCGCAAGAAGCUCAUGGAGGGUCGACGAGUGGACAAACAGAAGGUCGCCGAGGAGGAGAGACGGACAGCAGAAGCGGCGUCGGAGAGUGAGUCAAGAUUGGGAGACCUGGGCCCUGCUUCAUCCGAAGGGGACCAAAAGAAGUCGGGAUCGAUCAUUUCUGCGGUCAAAGACAUUUGGCCCGGCAAGAAAUGAUGUAUAACAACAUGAUAUGACAGCAAUACAAGGUUUGCGCUCCUCCAUCUCGCGCUUUCAUUCUCACGCUUUCCGAUACGUUCGAUGCAUUAUCAAAUAUUUUGCCUCUCACAACGCCGACGACGCGGUUUUGGCAAUGAGCCCAGCUUUCGGGACAGCAAAGUAAGUAUAGCUGUGCUUAUGGAGACAUUCGAAACUCAGUUGGUCUUCUUUGUAUAAGUUCCGCGCAACUUAUACAACUUGAACAUGCGAGUCACAACGUAGU
Molecule: messenger RNA, 1167 nt
Organism: Dissoconium aciculare CBS 342.82
Lineage: Eukaryota; Fungi; Ascomycota; Dothideomycetes; Mycosphaerellales; Dissoconiaceae
Exons: 2
Coding region: 306-902 (198 amino acids)
Biological process (GO): mitochondrial respirasome assembly
Cellular component (GO): mitochondrion
Source: RefSeq, a predicted model, not a curated record